UGGAGGCGCCAUGUUGGAUCUGAAAAUAGCAAGCCGUGGUGUAGCAGAGGAAGCCGCCGGAGCCAUAAUGGAGGUGUUUUCUUCCCGUGACGGUCCUGUGGUCGGCAGGUGAUUAGCACCGUGUAGCUCCUCCUCAGACGGGUACAUUAGAGACAAACCCGGACAACAACGCACCGGUUUAAGAAACAACCACAAUGGACACAUCAACACUUCCUAAAAUCCAGGAUGAGGAACGGGAGAGCCAGUUUGGUUAUGUGCAUGGUGUUUCUGGACCAGUGGUGACGGCCACUGCCAUGGCCGGAGCUGCCAUGUACGAGCUGGUUCGAGUUGGCCACAGUGAGCUGGUGGGAGAAAUCAUACGCUUAGAGGGCGACAUGGCAACCAUCCAGGUCUACGAGGAGACGUCUGGCGUUUCUGUCGGUGACCCUGUCCUUCGAACAGGAAAACCCCUCUCUGUGGAGCUUGGGCCAGGUAUCAUGGGCUCCAUCUUUGACGGUAUCCAGCGUCCAUUGAAAGACAUUAAUGACCUCACUCAGAGCAUCUACAUCCCAAGAGGAGUAAACAUCGGUGCUCUUAACAGAGACAACAAGUGGGAGUUUUCUCCUGGACAGAACCUACGAGUUGGCAGUCACAUCACAGGUGGAGACAUUUAUGGUAGUGUGUUUGAAAACUCGCUGAUUAAGCACAAGCUGAUGCUUCCACCUCGCAACAGGGGCACCGUCACCUACGUGGCCCCACCUGGAAACUACGACCUUUCUGAUGUGGUUCUGGAGCUUGAAUUUGAAGGCGUUAAGGAGAAGUUCACCAUGGUGCAGGUGUGGCCAGUCCGACAAAUCCGUCCAGUAACAGAGAAGCUACCCGCCAAUCAUCCACUGCUGACUGGUCAGAGAGUUCUUGAUGCACUUUUCCCAUGUGUGCAGGGUGGCACCACCGCCAUACCUGGAGCCUUCGGCUGCGGGAAGACCGUCAUCUCACAGUCUUUGUCCAAGUACUCCAACAGUGAUGUGAUUAUCUACGUUGGCUGUGGAGAGAGAGGGAAUGAAAUGUCUGAAGUUCUGCGAGAUUUCCCCGAGCUCACUAUGGAGGUUGAUGGUAAAGUUGAGAGCAUCAUGAAGAGAACGGCGCUGGUAGCGAACACAUCCAACAUGCCUGUGGCUGCUAGAGAGGCUUCUAUUUACACAGGCAUCACGCUGUCUGAAUACUUCAGAGACAUGGGCUACAACGUGAGCAUGAUGGCCGACUCAACGUCUCGAUGGGCGGAAGCUCUGAGGGAAAUCUCUGGAAGAUUGGCUGAGAUGCCUGCUGACAGCGGCUAUCCUGCUUACCUGGGUGCCAGACUGGCCUCCUUCUAUGAGCGCGCAGGACGAGUGAAGUGCCUGGGAAACCCGGAGAGGGAGGGCAGCGUCAGCAUCGUCGGAGCUGUGUCGCCCCCUGGUGGAGACUUCUCAGAUCCGGUCACUUCAGCCACUUUAGGAAUUGUUCAGGUUUUCUGGGGAUUGGACAAGAAGCUGGCUCAGAGAAAACACUUCCCUUCAGUCAACUGGCUCAUCAGCUACAGCAAAUACACUCGAGCUCUGGAUGAAUAUUAUGACAAGCAUUUCCCCGAGUUUGUUCCUCUUCGGACCAAAGCUAAGGAGAUUCUCCAAGAGGAGGAGGACCUGGCUGAGAUUGUGCAGCUUGUAGGAAAAGCGUCUCUUGCUGAAACUGAUAAAAUUACCCUGGAGGUGGCUAAGCUCAUUAAGGAUGACUUCCUGCAGCAGAACGGUUACACCCCCUAUGACAGGUUCUGUCCCUUUUACAAGACUGUCGGCAUCCUCUCCAACAUGAUUGCGUUCUACGACAUGGCCCGACACGCGGUGGAGACCACGGCUCAAAGCGACAACAAAAUCACCUGGGCCAUGAUCAGGGAAAACAUGGGAGAGAUCCUGUACAAAAUCAGCUCCAUGAAGUUCAAGGACCCUGUUAAAGACGGUGAAGCUAAGAUUAAAGCAGAAUACGCCCAGCUGCUGGAGGACAUGCAGAACGCCUUCAGGACCUUGGAGGAAUGAGUGCCCAACCACUCGUCUGCAUCCCAUAAUUAUCCACCCCUCUGCAGUUGAUGAAUCUUCAGGAUAGCUGGUCCCAGAUCUGAUUGUCUGCCUCAGUCAUACACAGUUCUGUUGUGUUUACAUCCUACUGAACAUUCCUUGACUCUUAAAAAAAAAAGUUUAUUUUUGACUUCAUGAAUGAAAAAAGCUGCUGCCACAAUCCAAGCAGCAGCAACACCUUAGCUUCCUGACACACGGGCAUGUGGAGUCAAACCGUGGUGUUGUGGUUAAAAUCAGGGACGGCACUUGCACUCAGCUCUUAGCUGGAAACGGAUGUUUCAUGUCAACACCUCGCUAUUAUUGUUUUAAUCAAUGAGAGCAAAUGGAAAUGUACAAAGGGACAGAGUGGUGUGUACGUGAGUUUAAAGGCAUUAUUCCAACUCUUACCUCUGUGUGUGUGUGUGUGAUGUUGUGGACUAUAUAUACGGGACUUAAACCAAAAAGAGUGAUUCGGUCUAUUUGUGUUGAAGCAGAUGACUCGCUGUUACGUUUGUGGUACUUUACUGUCUCCUAUAAUAAACUGGGGUGAAACGUUUGCAUCAGUGGCAACACCCGCCCAGAUUUA
Nothobranchius furzeri (turquoise killifish) is the source of this 2652-nucleotide messenger RNA. RefSeq names its product V-type proton ATPase catalytic subunit A. Gene Ontology annotation, cellular component: lysosomal membrane; proton-transporting V-type ATPase, V1 domain. The record is from RefSeq and is a predicted model, not a curated record. Lineage: Eukaryota; Metazoa; Chordata; Actinopteri; Cyprinodontiformes; Nothobranchiidae. Gene Ontology annotation, biological process: ATP metabolic process; proton transmembrane transport. Gene Ontology annotation, molecular function: ATP hydrolysis activity; ATP binding; proton-transporting ATPase activity, rotational mechanism.